Molecule: messenger RNA, 837 nt
Organism: Nothobranchius furzeri (turquoise killifish)
Lineage: Eukaryota; Metazoa; Chordata; Actinopteri; Cyprinodontiformes; Nothobranchiidae
Gene: tmem218
Product: transmembrane protein 218
Source: RefSeq, a predicted model, not a curated record
CCCGGCAUGCGUUGCGGUUGAUGACGCAACGCUCCUGCAAACUUGUGCACACUGUCGGAGCUUCGCAGCGCACUUUCUCCAAGUGUACUUUGUUGAGGGCGAGCGUCGGGCUUGGGCCUGUGUCUAUGGUGCUAGUAAUGUGCGUGAACUAGCUUGUAUGGAGCACAGGAGUUUUUUCUGCCGCCUCGGCGGAGCGGAGCUAUAAGUGACACACCUAGCCUUAGCUACCGAGCAUUGUUAUUAUUAGCGUCAGCAUUGAUGCUACCGAUCGUUACUUCAGUGUGUCUGGGCCGGUAAACUAUCGGUAAACAUGACUGACGCAAUUUUACAAGUAGGGCCGGGAGUUUUUAUCAUUGCUGUCGUUUGGAUCGCGGCUCUUGGGUUCGGGAUAAUUCUGCUGAGAGCAGCUGGGUCUGCUAAGUUAGGGGUCAUCCCUGUUUUCAGCCUGGCUCUCACCAUCACUUUGGCUCUGGUGUUCUUCCCUCGCCACCCAGAGAACCCGCCCUCCUUCAGAGUGAUUGAGAUUGUGGACACUUUUUUUAUUGGUCGCUACAUUCUUCUGGCUGUAGCAGGUCUGGUUUUUUUGGUGGCGUUCUUCAUGAUGCUUCCCUUCUACCUUUUGGAGCCUGUGUCAGUCAAGGCCAUGAGGACCUUUUAGACCGCCAGCAUCUGGAUGUUUUGAAGAGAAAACCUAACAAGAGACUUUGUGUUUGAUGCUUUUUAUUUAAUUUUAGAUUGUUUAGAAACUGCAGUAACAUAUCUUAAGCUUAGUUUAUUCGUUCAGUGUAAAUUGAAAAGGAUACCGUGGUUAUCCAGUAAUAAAACACAAUACAUAAA